AUUGUGGGAAAAAAGGCGGGGUUUUGUGUGGGAGCUUCAUUUCCUCAGCAGCUCUCAGGGAGGGUGAUUGGCCUUGAGGCUGCUUUGAGGGCGAAGGCCCAGCAGCCAUGCAGGGCCCCGAUGAUGACGCAGGGGCAGGUGGUGCAGAGGGAGGCGCAGAGGGUGGCGCAGAAGACCAGGGUGGCCGCAGAAGCCCUGAUGGCCAGGGGGCCCCCGAUGGCCAAGAUGUCGAAGGUGCAGCCGGUGAUGCUGGUGCAGCAGGUGGCGUUGGCGCAGCAGUAGCCACCAACCCUGAAGGCAUUCUCCAUUUGCCGAGGCCAGCACAUGCCCCAGUGCAAGGUGGAGAACUCGUGCCUAUAGCCAGAGGACCAGGAAUCCAACCACGUGAUUUCACUCUUAGAGUUCCUUUCCUGAAUCCCAUAGAGGCAGAGGUCGCCCGCAGAUCCCUGGCUCUUUAUGGGGAACCCCACCUGCAGGCCGUUCACAGAGAGCUCACAGUGAAUGGCAGCUUCCUGGUUGUUAGAUGGACUGCUGAAGAUGCUCACCUCCUCCACAUGUCCUUCAUCGCCUUUCUUGAUGAUCUUUCCCUGGUGGUGCGGACCAUGCAGCGCUUUGGGCCUCUAUUCCCCCCUAAGUCUCUGCUAGAGAAGGGGGGCUGAAGUCCAACCUUGUGUCUCAUGUCAGUGCAUCCUUCCCUAGGACACUGACUCCUGAAUUGAUUAAUUGCCACUUUAUUCCUGAAGCCUGAGUGUUUGCCUGUACUUGCACUUGGGUGCUUGCGG
Molecule: messenger RNA, 782 nt
Organism: Tupaia belangeri chinensis (Chinese tree shrew)
Lineage: Eukaryota; Metazoa; Chordata; Mammalia; Scandentia; Tupaiidae
Product: EKC/KEOPS complex subunit LAGE3-like
Exons: 3
Coding region: 108-659 (183 amino acids)
Cellular component (GO): EKC/KEOPS complex
Source: RefSeq, a predicted model, not a curated record